UGGGUGUUUUUGUGUUGGCUAAAUCGUAUAAUUGAGCAGGUUGUAUUGAAAGCUGAAAUGACAGAUUGUCAGAUAGCAUUUAUUGUAUUUGUUUGUAUGUGAACGUCAGUCUUUGCUUUUUCUUUUGAAUUUGUUAGUUAGUAUUCGGUUUUCUUGCAGUAUGUGCCUUUUAUAAGUUGCCGGCAAUUCGCGAAAUCGUUUAGGAUUCACAAAGAAAAUAUUUUUUUUUUAUAAAUUUUACAAUCAAUAAUAGUAAAUUGAUUUGUGUACAAGUUAUUGAUCCAAAUUUUUGAUUACAACAAUGGAGGAACCUCCCUCCGAAGAAAGUUUAAUAUCAAGAUCAUAUCAGACUCAACUGGAAGAAAUUGCUUUAAGGAAAAAUACAAUAAUUUAUCUACCAACAGGUUCUGGGAAAACCUUUAUUGCUAUUAGCCUUAUUGGAAGAUUUAAGAACAGUUUGAGCGGAGAAUGGGGAAAUGGUGCGAAAAGAACAUUUUUUCUUGUCAACACGGUGCCAUUAGUGCAACAGCAGCGAAAAUGUAUUAUGGAUUUAUGUCCCGUAAAAAAAGUUGCUGGUUAUAGCGGAGAAGAUCGAGUUGAUUUUUGGAACAAAAAGAAGUGGGACGAGGAACUGAGUAAUAAUGAGGUUAUUGUUAUGACAAGUCAAAUCUUAUUUGAUAUGAUAACACAUAAAUACAUAAAUGUAAGAGACAUAAAUCUGUUGGUUUUUGAUGAAUGCCAUCAUGCCAUUGAUGACCAUCCUAUGCGAAUGGUAAUGAAACAUUUUGAAGCUUGUCCAAAAGAAGAACAACCAAGAGUAGUUGGUUUGACUGCUACACUUCUAAAUUCAAAUGUCACCCUGUAUAAAGUUGAAGAGUCGUUGCGACAGUUGGAAACAACUUUCCACGCAACAAUCGCUACUGUUAAUGAGUUUGGAGAAGUAUUAACUUAUUCAACAAACCCGAACGAGUUCAUAGUGGAAUAUAGAACUUAUAAAAUACCAAUAAUCGCCGAAGAAGCUUUCACGUUGCUACGUGAACUUAAAUCUUUAAUUGAAAAGGUGAAAUUGCCAACUGUUGAGAGAAGCGAUGUGAAAUUGAAGAAGGGCCAAAUUGAUAUAUCGGUUGAUCCUAAGAAGAUUGUGAAACAGGUAAAAAAUAUGAUUGUAUCAAUUGAAGAGUUUAUUACUGAAUUAGGAAUUUAUGGCGGUAAUAUAAGUAUAAUAGCUUAUAUUAUUCUGUUGGAGCAACUGAAGAGAAAAGCUAUAACAUUGGAAGAAGAGAAUUUAUACCGUUUUACCAUAACACAUCUUGUUGAGGUCAGGAUGAUUUUAAGCGACAUAAUGAAGAAUGAGACAGGAUUUGAAAGGGUUGUUAGACAUUCAUCGGACAAAGUACUUCAUCUUUUAAAUAUAUUAAAAGAAUACAAUCCAGAUAUUAUUAAAAGUGACAGUCCAUUAAAAGUUAACUGCUCAAGGCAAUCAAUAUCGGCAAUAAUAUUUACACAGAAGAGAUUUUCUGCAAAAAUAUUGUACAACUUACUAAAGGAGGUGAUUGAAGUGAAUCCACAAGAUUUUGGUUUUUUGAAACACGAUUUCAUCGUUGGCUUCAAUGUGAAUCCGUACAAUAAUACAAGGGAGCAGUAUUUCACGAAGAAACAAAGCCAGCAGGCGUUGCUGAAGUUUGCUAACAAAGACCUCAACACUCUGAUUGCGACAAGUGUUAUAGAGGAAGGAAUAGACAUUCCGCAAUGUCGCUUAGUCUUGCGCUUUGACCCGCCAGCUGAAUAUCGUUCUUACAUUCAAAGCAAAGGUCGAGCAAGAUCCUCUGAAUCGGCGUACGUAAUAUUAAUAUCAAAUGAAAAUAAAGUCAAAUUUAUGCGGAGAUAUGAAGAAUUUCAAAAAAUAGAGCAACACGUGCAAAGGAUGUUAGUGGGAAAAACAGAUAGUCGUGAUGAACCUACGAAGAAAGACAUCAGUGAUAACUUAUAUAACGAUGAAGAUAUACCGACAUAUGUAACUGAGCAUGGAAAUCGUCUCUCAGCGCAGUCAGCUAUCCAGUUGUUGCACAGAUACUGCGCCACGUUACCUCACGAUCAGUUCACUGUUAUCACACCGAUGUGGAUAAGAGAAAAACUUAAUUAUCGUGAUUGUGAGCAUGUUCUAAUUACUAUUUUGUUGCCUAUAGCUAGCACUAUUAAGGACCCAAUAAAGGGUAAACCGAUGUUUGACAAUAAAUCGGCGAAACGUUCAGCUGCAUUAAAUGCAUGCAUUUUGUUACAUAAAAAUGGAGAAUUAAAUGAAUAUACUCUUUUACCAGAAUCUUAUAGCCGCGUUGAUUUCGAUCAGGUCGAUAUAAAACAAUGUUUUCCGAAUUGGCCAGAACAUGAAGAAGACAAAGGUAACAAAAAUGUCCCCGCUGUCGGUACUAAGAAAAGAAUACGCAAGCACGCUAAAGUGUAUCCCGAGAUACUUAAUGGUCCUGGUAGUUGGGCGUGCGGUCAAAAUACCUUUUACCUGCACAUUAUACAGUUGAAGGCCGCCUUCCCGGAGCCGAAGGACUCCCGCGAGAAGGCGCUGUAUAACUUUAUCCAUAGAGGGGAAGGCUACGGUUUCCUCACUUCGAAGCCUCUCCCCCAGCUCUGUGACUUCCCAAUGUUCCUCUCAGUCGGCGAAGUUACCACCUCCAUAAAGAUUAAUUACGCAAAGAUUGAAAUUGAUUUGAAUUUAUUUGAAUUUAUCAAAGAAUUUCACUAUUUUAUAUUUUAUUACGUACUCGAAGUUGCCAAAAAGUUUCUCGUUUUCGAUGGCACAAAGAACAGCAUGUACGUAGUUCCUGUUAAGAACGACGGCGAUGGUUACGACAUUGAUUGGAACGUCAUUCAACAUUACAAAGAUAUACCACCAGUUACGGUACCCACUUUAGAGGAGCGCAAAGCGGUGAAUGUGACAAGAGAGAGCUAUCAAUAUAAAGUUGUGUCGCCCUGGUACCGCGCCACCAUCUUCCCAGACAGAUAUGUAGUGUCCGAUGUACUGGAGUACAUGAGUCCGCAGUCUCUGUUCGGUUCUAAUACGUUUGCGACGUACGCUAACUACUAUUCGAAUAAAUACAAUUUGGAAAUAGAAGGCGACAGACAUCAACCACUACUUGAGGUACGUAACAUCAGCACGCGUAUGAACUGUCUGAUGCCGAGGGCGUCUACAAUCAGGUCUUUCUCGGAGAAGCAACGCAAGUUGAUCAGCGCGGCGCAGGGAGAUGACAAGCCGAGAGGGUUCUCAGAAAUAUUCAUAGCCGAGUUCUGCAUCAAAUACGAAUUCCCCGGCGUCUUGUGGUACAAGGCUACCAUCCUGCCAAGUAUAUUGCACAGGGUCCAUAUGUUGCUUGUGGCGGAGGAACUUCGUGUUGAAAUCGCAACAGCCACCAAAUAUGGACAAGUCAAAUUGAAUAGAGGUGAGAAAUGGGAGCCAGUGGGAGUAGAUAUGGAGGUCGCGAAAAAGUCUCUGUUGUCGCAAGUUGAAGGCCCCGAAGAUCAGAUGGCAGCCCUCAAAAAUACCGUGGACAGAAUAAACAACCCUAUAGAUGAGAGCGCGCCGAGACCUGUCACAUUAAUGUCAAUGAAAGAUAGCGUGUACCAGCUGCAGAAGCAAAAGAUAAACAAAGAAUAUCCCUGGGAGGAAAACAUGGAGCCAAUCGAUAUAGAUCGUAACUUGAGCACAGUGACCGUGAUGGAUAUAGAGUGUUAUGACGAGUUUAUUAGCGCGCCUCUGUUAACGGUGCCCAAUGCUGUGCCCGUUGACACUCCGAAUGUCACGGUCGGACCCCACAUCUCCGCUGCCAUCUUGCCACCGCCGAUCGUAUAUAACGACGAGAUAGAUAUACUAUUAAGAGAGCCGGUCGGCCGAGGACCGGAACAGAAAGAUAUCCUGACAGCUCUCACGACCAUCAAAUCCCACGACAACUUCAACUUGGAGCGUGUGGAGACGUUGGGAGACGCUUUUCUCAAGUUUGCAGCCACCUUGUAUCUGUUCCACAAGUUCCCAACUUUGAACGAGGGACAACUCACUAAUAUCAAAGGCCGACUUAUUGGUAAUAGAAAUCUCUAUUAUGCCGGUGAAAAAAUGCGUUUGGGCGGACGUAUGAAGAUUGAAGGAUUCAGUCCAAGAACCGAUUUCGUAGUGCCAGGUUUUCUUGCGCCCAAAGAAGUUCAGAAGUUUAUUGAAGAAAAGGGGAUCAGACCGUCGUUCUUACUAGGCAUGCAAUUCCCACUGGAAGACGCACUAAGCGGCAAGCUGUCGAGUGAAAGCAUCGCACAAAUAGAGAAGAGAUACACAGAAUGCGACGGUGUGGCCGAGCAGGAGCCGCAGUUUGGGGCGCAGAACUCCAUGCAGUGCUAUGUGUCCGUCCAGGUCACGCACGACAAGACUGUGGCAGAUUGUGUGGAAGCGUUAGUGGGCACUUAUCUGAUGCAUGGUGGCGUUUUGGCAGGUAUCAAAGUUUUGGAGUGGAUGAAAAUUAUACCUAAGAAGGACAAUUUAACAUCUCUUCUGACACGACCGAUGACAACAGUGUUAACAACGAACACCGUACCCCUCACGGAGAUCGAUUUCCUCUUAAACUAUAGCCGACAAGAAGUUGAGGAGAUAUUGAACUAUAAAUUCAAUGAUCCCGCGCUUUUACUAGAGGCUUUAUCACACCCGUCGUACAUUCGCAAUCGUUACACGCGCUCCUACGAGCGGCUCGAGUUCCUCGGCGACGCGGUGUUGGACUUCCUCAUCACGUCGCACAUAUUCGAGCAGUGCCAGGACUUCAAGCCCGGAGAUCUCACCGACUUGAGAUCAGCUCUCGUCAAUAAUGUCACUUUUGCAGCCUAUGUCGUCAAACUAGGAUUACAAAAAUACCUUUGCUCGCAGCUGAACCCAGUAUUGGGUGGCGCUAUAAUGGCCUUCGUAGAACAUCAGGAGCAGAGGAACCACGAGAUAGUGGAGGACAUCCUCUACCUGAUCGAAGAGGAGGAAUGCCAGAUCGCAGAAUACGUUGAAGUACCAAAGACGUUGAGCGACAUAUUCGAGUCUCUGGCGGGCGCGAUCUACCUGGACAGUGGCGGCAGUCUGAGCACGCUGUGGGCGGUCGUGUACCGCAUCAUGCAUCGCGAGAUACACGCCUUCUCGCGCAGCAUCCCGCGACAACCCGUCGCCGUACUCUCAGAGAUGAUCUACGCCUGCCCGCACUUCGGAACCGCCACAGUAUCAAAGACUGAACAAUCAAAGGUGAUGGUUCCUGUGACGUUCACGAAGGACGGCCGCCAGCACACAGUGUACGGUGUCGGCAACAACAAGCUGCAGGCCAAGCGCGCCGCCGCCAAACUGGCCCUCAAAGUGCUCGCCUGUUGAACAACAUGUUUUAUGUAUACAGCACUAUAAGCCAUGUUUAUCACGUGGUUGAGGGUUCGAAUUCCACCAUUAGCUUAAAAAAAAAAUUAAAAAUUUGUUUUUAUUUGCAUGAAAACGGUGUCUCAAUGUGCAAAAUCCGUGAGUUUUGCACUUACUAUAAAAUGUAAUUUAUUUUAAUUUUUUUUAAUAACCACUAAUAUUUUUUAUACUAUUCGA
Molecule: messenger RNA, 5605 nt
Organism: Papilio machaon (common yellow swallowtail)
Lineage: Eukaryota; Metazoa; Arthropoda; Insecta; Lepidoptera; Papilionidae
Gene: dcr-2
Product: endoribonuclease Dicer
Exons: 34
Coding region: 302-5389 (1695 amino acids)
Biological process (GO): siRNA processing; pre-miRNA processing; apoptotic DNA fragmentation
Cellular component (GO): cytoplasm; RISC complex; nucleus
Molecular function (GO): ribonuclease III activity; protein binding; ATP binding
Source: RefSeq, a predicted model, not a curated record